UUUCUACUUAGCUUGUUUCCAUCCUUAGAAAUAUAUAAUGUCGUUCACAUCUCUCAAACUCUUCCUCUUUGCUACUUUACUCGCCUCCAUUGCACAAAAUGCAAUCUCCAUACGCCAUCUCACCCCCUCCCCAUUUCAUUUUCCUAAACAUCUCCAAGGUUCUCGAAAGGGCGACACUGUAGAAGGAAUCCACAAUGUAAAGUUCUACCUCCAACAUUUCGGCUAUUUGACCAAUAUUUCAACCCAUGCCCGCAACACCUUCGACGACCCCUUGGAAUAUGCCCUCAGAACAUUCCAAAAAAACUAUCGCCUCAAUGCCACCGGCAUUCUAGAUGUUGAGACCCUGACGUUAUUGUCCACGCCUCGAUGCGGGCAUCCCAACAUCGUACACCCGAAUUACGCCCUCGUCCCCGGGAGGCCCAAAUGGCCACCCACCAAGUACCACCUCACCUACGCAUUCAUCCACAACUUCCCUCCAAACUUUGAGGCGCCGGUGCGGUGCUCUUUAGACACGUGGUCGGGUGUUAGCAAGUUCACGUUCUCGGAGACGAUUGAAGCGGCAUCCGACGUGAAAAUCAGUUUUGAGAGAGGGGACCAUGGCGAUGGGUGUCCUUUCUACAGUCCAAACUAUCUGGCGCACGCUUUCUACCCGACUGACGGGAGACUUCACUUAAACAUGGAUACGAAUUGGGUGUGGGGAUCUGUGGAUUCUGCAAGUGAUGUGCAGACGGUGUCGCUGCAUGAACUUGGACAUAUCCUUGGCCUUGCCCACAGCCUUGAUGAAGGGGCUGUAAUGUAUGCCUACAUUCCUCAUGGAGUCGUGAAGAGCGUAACCCAAGAUGAUAUUGCAGGGAUAACUGAUUUAUAUGGUAGUUAGUAGUCAUCUUAAUUUGUGCUUAUAAAUAAGGUAUUUUGCAUUUUGCAAAGGAAGUAGGGUUUUGCUGUGAGUUCUGACCUUUCGAUUAAUAUCUAGCUAGUUCAGUUGUUAGUUGACUAGUUAGACUUUAAUUUUAUUUUGCUAUGCACUGUAAAUGAGUUUGAAUAAAUAAGAUUCAUUUCUUUUUUUUUUCUUUUC
Messenger RNA from Momordica charantia (bitter melon), 1075 nucleotides. Its product is annotated as metalloendoproteinase 3-MMP-like. Gene Ontology annotation, cellular component: extracellular matrix. Gene Ontology annotation, molecular function: zinc ion binding; metalloendopeptidase activity. The record is from RefSeq and is a predicted model, not a curated record. Lineage: Eukaryota; Viridiplantae; Streptophyta; Magnoliopsida; Cucurbitales; Cucurbitaceae. Gene Ontology annotation, biological process: proteolysis; collagen catabolic process; extracellular matrix organization.